Molecule: messenger RNA, 2481 nt
Organism: Schizophyllum commune H4-8
Lineage: Eukaryota; Fungi; Basidiomycota; Agaricomycetes; Agaricales; Schizophyllaceae
Product: protein phosphatase 2A regulatory B subunit
Exons: 8
Coding region: 71-2170 (699 amino acids)
Biological process (GO): signal transduction
Cellular component (GO): protein phosphatase type 2A complex
Molecular function (GO): protein phosphatase regulator activity
Source: RefSeq, a predicted model, not a curated record
AUCACCGCCGACGACGGCCACAUACUUUCUACAUCGUCGUUGGCAUCGUCGAACCGUUGCAUGACCCAUCAUGAAGAGUCUCAAGAAAUCUUUUCUCAAAAAGACCUCCCAGGAUUCGACGGGUUCGAAGAAUAAGGAGUCCAAAUCAUCCUCUUCGUCGUCAUUUGGCGGCUCCGCGUCGUCCGCAGCCAGUGCCGCUCCGCCUCCACCGCCCAAGCCGCAUCCGCAGCAAAGCACCAACGGCUCAAGCGCGAGUUCUGUGCACUCGCUGACCUCUGCGUCAUCUGCUGCAUCGUCAACGCGCUCUGGCUCUCCUGCAAGCGCAUCCUCUAUUGGUAGCGGUCGUCAUGGAGGUGAAGGGGCCGUUUCCCCUCCCAUUGUGGUUGUCAGCCCCGAUGCUGCUGGAGACGGACAUCGCUUGGCGGCUGGCGGCAAGGACGCGGCUGGUCCCGGAGGUGCAGCCACCCCGCCUCGCAACACGACUCUGAACAGACUCCGCGCCGGUCCCAAGGACACGAUCCCGAUGGUGGGCAAGCCGCCGAGGAAGCAGAGGAGCAGUCGCUUCGUUGUGACGGAGAAGGUCGAGAUUGAGCGGCUUCCCGCCUUUGCUGAGACGCCGCCGAGUGAGCGUCCGAGUCUCUUUGUCCGGAAGCUGCACCAAUGCCGCGUCCUGUUCGACUUCAAUGACGCUAGCGCCGAACUUCGUGGCAAGCAGAUCAAGGCGCAAACUCUUCACGAGAUGCUGGAAUACAUCACUACCCAGCGCGGUGUGAUUACGGAGAACGUAUACCCUGAGGUGGUCAACAUGUUUGCAACCAACCUCUUCCGCUCCAUACCCCCGCCCGUAAACCCUACCGGCGACGCGUUCGACCCUGAAGAGGACGAACCUGUGUUGGAGCUUGCCUGGCCGCAUCUCCAAAUUGUCUACGAAUUCUUCCUGCGCUUCGUCGAAAGCCCGGACUUCAAUACGAACCUGGCCAAACGCUACAUCGACCAGUCAUUCGUUCUGAACUUGCUCGAGCUCUUCGACUCGGAAGACCCACGCGAGCGUGACUUCCUGAAGACGACGCUUCACCGAAUUUACGGCAAGUUCCUCAACUUGCGCGCGUUCAUUCGGCGCUCAAUCAACAACGUCUUCUUCCACUUUGUCUACGAGACGGAGCGCCACAACGGUAUCGCAGAGCUCCUCGAAAUCCUCGGCUCCAUCAUCAACGGCUUCGCGUUACCACUCAAGGAGGAACACAAAAUCUUCCUGACACGCGUGCUCCUACCUCUGCACAAGGUCAAGUCGCUGUCGCUUUAUCACCCACAACUCGCAUAUUGCGUGGUCCAGUUCCUCGAGAAGGACCCUGGGCUCGCGGAGGAAGUCAUGCUCGGUCUGCUCAAGUUCUGGCCGAAGGUCAACUCGCCCAAGGAGGUCAUGUUCUUGAACGAGGUGGAGGAGGUCCUCGACGUCACGGACCCCGCGGAAUUCCAGAAGAUCCAGGUCCCGCUGUUCCACCAGCUCGCCAGGUGCAUCAACAGCCAGCACUUCCAAGUCGCCGAGCGUGCGCUUCUGUAUUGGAACAACGAGUACGUUGUGAACCUCAUGAGCGACAAUCUGCCCGUCAUCCUGCCCAUCGUCUUCCCGGCUUUGUACACGAACUCGCGGAGCCACUGGAAUAGGACCAUCCACGGCAUGGUGUACAACGCUCUUCGACUCUUCAUGGAGAUCAACCCGGAACUGUUCGACGAAUCGAUGCGGCAAUAUCGCCAGAAGAAGAUUGAGGAACAACGCGCUGCCGUUCAGCGCUACGAGGCUUGGCAAAAGCUGCGCGAUAUCGCUGUCAAGAACGCUGGCGGGAAGCUGCCUGAAGGAUACAAGGACAUUCCUCACCCUCCGCCGCCCCCGCCGCCAGCCGUCGAGGACCAAGACAUCAUGGAACUUUCGAUGGAGCUCAACGCGGCGACUAUCGAUGACGUUUCUGACUUGGAUGAGUCUGGGAUGGAGCGCAUACCGACGGCAGACCCUGGUCUCGAGGGUCAGGUACCUGACAGCCCUGGAUUGGGAGGCGCAGCGGGCCAACAUGUGCGGAGGCGAAGCGUUCUACCAGUUGACCCGACCGUUAUUCGGGAUUUGCAAGCGCACCGGAGCCUUGACGACACGGUGCCAUCCAGGGAAGGCCACUAACUGGGUGUAUCUUGUAAGCGUCAGACGCGAGCCGUACCAUCCAGUGCAUAUACAUAUAUCCAUUUUAUACUCCUUUCGAGCAGUACAUAUUCGACUCUUCGUGGUACCCUGUCGCUAUCGUCUCAGUCUCACCGGCUUGCUGGAUUGUAAACGCGCUCUGAGUUCGCUCGUAGUACCCAUCACAUUCCUUGACUUUCUGCCUGUCGCCUGCACGUGUAGCGCCCGCCGUUUCGCCCUGUUCCUUAGAAGAAAUGCCAUGAACGCUGAGCGGAGCUCGAGGCGCUGCCUGCCACCGUCUGGGAGGCCGCACG